This is a messenger RNA of Penicillium malachiteum, 1224 nucleotides long. RefSeq lists its product as uncharacterized. The coding region runs from base 1 to 1224 and encodes 407 amino acids. The transcript is spliced from 3 exons. The record is from RefSeq and is a predicted model, not a curated record. Lineage: Eukaryota; Fungi; Ascomycota; Eurotiomycetes; Eurotiales; Aspergillaceae.
AUGGCAUCGACUAAGAUUGACCAUAAUGAACAAGAUUCGCUAGAGAAACUCCCAGAAACCAACCAGGAUGACCUUGUUGUCUUGAAGAAGCGGAAAAUUUCCCUCGAUCGCGAUAUCGACCAGGCGAGGGCUUUGUGGAGACCAUCUGGCUUAUUUGACUCCGCAUAUUGGGAAAAGGCAGCAGAAAUUGAGAAUUUUGCAAUCCAGCGAGCCUGCACAGAGAGGCAAAUAUCACACGAGAGUUUUUCCGGAAAGGAAGUUGACUGGGAAGCUACAGAGGAGGCAAAGGGUAUUCUCGAGAGUCUGAAUGCCCACAAGCAAGCCGAGAGAUUUUGUUCCGGCCGGGCAGAGCGCCUGCAGGAGAAGAACCCCGAAAGAACGCUCAGGGCUUCGUUUAUGCGGCUGUUUACUACGUCUAGAAUGGGCAUCAAUAUCAACUGGACCGGAUCUGGAGAGAGGAAAAGGAGCGACCAGAUUGAAUGGCGAAAUGCGAUGAUCAAAGCUUAUAAUGCAAAACAUUCUAUUCAAACCAGCUUUGGUGUCCGAUUAUCAAGAGAUGUUGUGGUUGCUGCUCAUCUAUUUGGCUAUAUGCACGGAGAAGCCACUAUGAAUGCGAUCUUUGGCCAGGAUUCGCAUAUUUUUGACCCUAGAAAUGGCCUGUUGGUCAGUAAGGAGUUUGAGCGAUUCUUUGAUGCCGGCAAGUUGGCUAUUACUGGACUUUGGGAUCAACUGGAGCUCGAGAUUAGUGAUAAUUCGAAACUACGCUUCAAAGACCUGCAUAACAGACCAUUGGCAUUCCAGUCUGAGUUCCGACCUUGCACUCGCUACCUUUACUUUCAUUACUGCAUCCAGGUGCUUAGGCAUACAUGGCAGCUUUCCGGAUCUGGAGAGGCCAAUAACAAAGAGGUAGCAGCGCUUGCACUGAGAAAUGAGAGCGGAAAGUUUUGCUGGGCAACCCCAGGUCCGUAUAUCCCCAAAAAUAUGCUACUUGCUUUGGUAGAAGAGCUAGGACACAACUAUGAAGACAUUUUGGCCAGAGCAUCAUCCAGUACAUCAGCAGAUGAUGAUAUUUUGUUGGGUGUCGCGGCCAAUCAGAUAAAAUCGAGGCGGUUCCGUCUGUCUGAUACCAUGUUUGAUGUUCCUGGAUCUAGUGAUGACAAUCCUGAAGACAGUCAUGCGGAUUAUGAGAACGAUGAUGAAUUUUGUACGCCAAAUUACUAUUAA